Molecule: messenger RNA, 1911 nt
Organism: Syngnathus typhle (broad-nosed pipefish)
Lineage: Eukaryota; Metazoa; Chordata; Actinopteri; Syngnathiformes; Syngnathidae
Gene: ugt5g1
Product: UDP glucuronosyltransferase 5 family, polypeptide G1
Exons: 2
Coding region: 124-1698 (524 amino acids)
Molecular function (GO): UDP-glycosyltransferase activity
Source: RefSeq, a predicted model, not a curated record
CCUUGGACUCUGACCUGGCAGUUUGUGUAUUUGGUGUUGCAGGGAAUCACAGAGUCGGGAAGUAAAAGUGUGUUUUUUAAAACAACAAAGUUAGAUCGUCUCUCCCCGGAACUUCCCAAGACUAUGGCAGUGCUCCUCGCAGUGUUGGGCUUCCUGUCGCUAUGGCCGGCUGGAACGGACAGCAGCAGGAUCCUGGUGGUGCCGGUGGACGGCAGCCAUUGGAUCAACAUGGAGGUGAUCCUGAAAGUGCUGCACUCCAGAGGACACCAACUCACGGUGCUGCACUCCCCCAACAGCUGGUACAUCCCGACCAACGCUUCCUUCUACACUUCUAUCACCGCCCGCAUGUUCGAGGAUGGCAACAAGAAGGACUACUACAAUAAAUUGCUCUUGAAUGUUCUCGAGGUCCGCCGGUCCGCCGGCUUCUUGACGACCUUCUACCAGCAGCGCUUGAUCACAAACCUGUUGGCGACCGGACAUAAAACUCUGGCCGAUGCAGCCGGCGAGAUGUUGGACAACCCUGCUUUCGUUGCAAAGCUACGAGAGGCCAAGUUUGAUUUGAUGCUAACGGAUCCCGGCCUGACGGUGGGGGUGCUUCUGGGGAAUUACCUCAAGUUGCCGAUGGUUUUCAACGUGCGUUGGAUGAAUAAUGGCGAGAGCCACUUUGCCAUGGCCCCGUCCCCGCUCUCCUACGUCCCCGUGCCCGGAAGUGAGCUGGAUGAUCAGAUGGAUUUCCCGGGAAGGCUUAAGAACAUGCUACAUUACGUUUACAGUCUCAUCGAACUCCACUUUUACUUGAACCCGGUUUAUGCAGAUUUGUUCCGGCGCCACUUUCCACCCAAAACAGACUUGUUCACCCUGGAGCAUGCGGCGGAUAUCUGGCUGGUGAGGUCAGAUUUUAUCUUUGAGCUCCCGCGGCCGACCAUGCCAAAUGUGUUCUACGUGGGGGGUUUCCAGUGUGAGAAGGCCAAACCCUUGACUGCGGAUCUGGAAGCCUUCGUGCAGAGCUCGGGGGAGCACGGGGUGGUGUUGAUGUCUUUGGGAACGCUGGUGUCGGCCCUGCCUCGUGAUGUCACCGAAGCCAUCGCCGCUGCGUUCGCUCAGCUCCCCCAGAAGGUGGUCUGGAGGAUCAAAGGGGAGAAGCCUUCGUCCUUGGGCGACAACACCUUGUUGGUGGACUGGUUGCCUCAGAAUGACCUCUUGGGACACCCCAAAACCCGCGCCUUUGUCGCUCACGGAGGUACCAACGGCAUGUACGAGGCCAUCUACCACGGGGUUCCGGUUCUGGGUCUGCCGCUGCUCUUUGACCAGUUUGACAACCUAUUGCGACUGAAGGUGCGUGGGGCAGCCCGAGUGGUGGAGGCCAAAUCGCUCACCGCGGAAAGCUUCCUGGAAGCUCUCAAGGACAUCCUGGAGAAUCCGACCUACCGCGAUAACAUGCGCCGACUCUCUCGUCUCCAUCACGAUCGCCCGAUGCCUCCGUUGGAGACCGCCGUCUUUUGGAUCGAGUACGUCACCAGGCACGGAGGAGCGUCGCAUCUGCGGGCAGUCGGUUACAGCCUGCCUUGGUACUCCUACUUCUGCCUGGACGUGGUUCUGUUCAUCACCGCUGUCGUCGCGACUUUUGCGUGGAUUUCCAUGUUCACGUGUAAGACCGUCUGCUGUCGGCGGUUCGGUAGAAAGAUGAAACGCGAAUGAAACAUUCUGAUUGUUGAUAUUGGUUGUCACUCGUUUCAUUUCGACCACUGAACCCGACAUUGCUGCUGCCUGGGAAUCAAAAUGCAGAGCAACGUUAGCGUAGAAAAGGUGACCAGGUCAAGUUCGUCUCUAUACGCUGGGACAGGGGUGUCGGUUUGUUGUCGGAUUUUUAUUUUUUUUUUAAUCAAUAAAUCAGUCUGGUGGCAUUUUCAA